AUGUUCUGCUCGAGCUGUGGAUGUGCGUUGGAAGAAGGGGACAAUUUUUGCUCCAAGUGUGGUGCAGGUAAGUGUAUACAAGCCUUUCAUACCGUAAUUUACAGACUUAAGCAGCUACACCUAUACAGCGGUGAUUCCCUCGUCUGUUGCAGGGCUCGACGUUGCGACCCGUGGGGUCGCCAAUGCGCCCAGCUUUUACUCAGUGGCGACCAAAUUUUCACCCCUGGUCGCCAACCUGGCCCCCAAGAUAGGUGACUAUCUUCUUUGGGAAAACGUACACUAACGAUAAUCCGUUAUCCUUCACACAACUAAAUCCAUUAAUUCUUAAAUAUAAUUUUUGGCAACCAGAAUACUUGUUCUGGCGACAAAAAAUGAAAACUUGGGGGCCAGCUGGCCCCAAGAUUUUUUUCUGAAAGUCGAGCACUGUGUUGACUCACUUUGGAUAGGGGAUAGUCGUGGAAUGAAAUAUAAAUGAAAUGUAUCCUUAUGUUUAAAAGCGCAACCAUGCAGAUGCGAUUUUUAUAAUAGAGGAUUGCACAAGUCACAAUUUUGAUACACAUUAGUGGUCAUUUCAAUGGGGGCAUAGACUGUUCACAGUCCUCUAUUUUCCUGUAAGAUCGUCGCGAUUGCGAUUGUUUAUACGAGUAGCCGCCAUCUUGUUUUUUAGGCGAACGCGUCCUCUAAACACUUAGGGGACGGGCGUCAGGAAGGGUGGGGGUGGGGGUGGGAGACGGCCGCUCGUAACAUUCGCGACAAUCUUACGGGAAAAUAGAGGACUGUGAACAGUGUAAUGCAAAAACCAAUAAAUCACAAGCUUUUAAGAGCUUUGUCCUAUCCUAUCAAUGGGCUAUUGCAUUAUCUUUGUUUGUAACUAUGUGUUUAUUGCAUAAAAUUAUUCUAGGUCGGUGCAGCACUGCCACAACUCCAGGAAAUUCAGGUACAAUUGCACUGAACAUUUUUAUAGUAAUUAUUGCUAUUGUAAUUGAUUGAUUUGCUGAUUUGAAUUCCUGUUAGAUGCAGUAGACUUAGAUGUAUAUGAUUGAUCAAAUUAUAAAAUAAUAUAUUGUACAGUUCCAGAAAAAUCCAUAACCACCCCAUUGAAGGUCUCGGAUAUUCCUAGGGGGAGGGGGGUUUUAAGCCCCAAAAUUUUAGAAGAAAAGUAUGAUGCUAAAGUGGAAUUUCCUGGGGGGGGAGGGGGUGCAAAACAAAAACCUUCCGUGGGGGGAGUAUGGUUAUUUUCUGGAAAUGCACAUUCUAUUGUAAUGAAGGAAUACUGGAACUUUUAUAGUGAUCUUUUAGACUUAAUAUUUUCUUAAUAAUUAUUUUUCCAUUAGCUCAUUCUUCCCAAGAGCAAUCUAAUGAACUGCGUGCAACGGGUAAGUUAUUUAUAUUGUGUAUAAUUAGCCAUAAUUUUUUCAUAAUACCGAUUGUAAUAACCAGCCAUGGGUAAUGUUAAAAACACACUACCAGUACCGGUAAUUUGUUUACACUGAAAUACAAUUAACACAACUCAUGAUCCCUUGUUAUGCACAAAUUAUUAUCAGUCACACAAUCAGUCACACCAUAUAUACAAUGCUCUAAAUGACCAAUGACCAAUGAGCAAUGGUGAGUGGUAAACCUAACAAAAUGCUGAAUUAUGGUGAUGCUUCUUGUCACUUCAUGCUACACAACAGUUGCCAAGUGCUACUGUAUGAAUCAUCAGAUGCUGUAACCAGGAUAAAAUUGUCACAAGUCUGAAUUUUAGAGGACCAGAGAUUUUAUGUUAUAACUUUGUGAAUAUUAUUACUCUCUUUGUCACUAUAUCACAUUNGGGGGUGCAAAACAAAAACCUUCCGUGGGGGGAGUAUGGUUAUUUUCUGGAAAUGCACAUUCUAUUGUAAUGAAGGAAUACUGGAACUUUUAUAGUGAUCUUUUAGACUUAAUAUUUUCUUAAUAAUUAUUUUUCCAUUAGCUCAUUCUUCCCAAGAGCAAUCUAAUGAACUGCGUGCAACGGGUAAGUUAUUUAUAUUGUGUAUAAUUAGCCAUAAUUUUUUCAUAAUACCGAUUGUAAUAACCAGCCAUGGGUAAUGUUAAAAACACACUACCAGUACCGGUAAUUUGUUUACACUGAAAUACAAUUAACACAACUCAUGAUCCCUUGUUAUGCACAAAUUAUUAUCAGUCACACAAUCAGUCACACCAUAUAUACAAUGCUCUAAAUGACCAAUGACCAAUGAGCAAUGGUGAGUGGUAAACCUAACAAAAUGCUGAAUUAUGGUGAUGCUUCUUGUCACUUCAUGCUACACAACAGUUGCCAAGUGCUACUGUAUGAAUCAUCAGAUGCUGUAACCAGGAUAAAAUUGUCACAAGUCUGAAUUUUAGAGGACCAGAGAUUUUAUGUUAUAACUUUGUGAAUAUUAUUACUCUCUUUGUCACUAUAUCACAUUUGCUACCUCCAAUUAAUCACUUAGGGAGUAAUGAGUAUUGUCAUCUUUACUCUUAGGCCAUUCAUCCACAUCAUGCGCUUCAACUUCUCACGCUUCAACUUGUCACGUGAAAUCUUUCAAUAUGUUCAAAAAACUGAAAGGCCAACAGUGGAAAUCCAUUGUAAGCAAAAAGGCUGGAAGUGCAAGUGACAAAGAGAUAGAAGUGCAGAUCAACAUUGGGCUCAUGGUAUGGAGUGACAAGAACGUGUGUAUCAAACCAAAGAGAGGCAAGCGUCUUGCUUUGAGAGUGUCCAACAAAGCCACCUACAAAGUCAUCCUGCAGAAAGCUGUGGAAAAGUGGAGAGCCUUUAACAGCGACCUCUAUGAUGAGAACGAAGACUACAUUCUUCUACUUGAAAAUGGUGAAGAAGCCCAGUUUCUUCCAGGUUCAUCUGCCAGUAAAGAGUUUUUUUCCCUCAAACGAUACAAAGAAGAAACUGGAAAGGACUACAACAAAAUUGUGUUGUACCUAUGCAAGCUUAGUGACUUUCACUUUGACCUAAAUAGUGAAUCAGAUAGAGAUACUGAUGAGCUGGUUGAGGAGCCAGAGAAGAAGCGACUGAAAAGCUUGACAACUGAUGAAGAGCCUGAUGCAUCUGCUGUGUUUGCUAGUGAUGAGAAAAUUGCAAUUGAGUUACAAAGGGAGUUUGACAAUGAGUUAUCCAUUGACAUGAUUGACGCUGUCGAGAACAUGGAGGAUGGGAAAGAUGACAACAUGUCAAUGGGUACUAUCCAUCAAGAUAUUUCAAGUGUAAUUAAGUCCCUGUCUCAAAAGGUUGACCAAGAUGGUCAGUUUUUUAUUGUUUCUAGAAGAGGGUCCCCAUUUCCUAGAGUUUUGUCCCUGUGGCAAAGAGAAGCCAACAGAUCGUCUCCUGAAAAAGUGCUAAGAGUGCGCUAUAGUGGAGAGAAUGGUGUAGACAGCGGUGCAUUAUCGCAAGAAUUUCUGGCACAGUUGAUUAAUGAUAUGGGGCUGGCAGUGUUUCCAGAUGGAGCCCCCAUAAAUUCACUGUACAAUGUUCAUAACAAAAGUUUCAAAACCUGUGGGGAAAUCAUUGCAGUGUCUUUGGCUCAAGGAGGACCAGCGCCAUCUUUCUUGGAUGAGAGUGUGUACCAGUUGAUGUUGGACCCUGAUGUGAACAUUGGCAACCUAGAUGUUGACAGGCAUUUCACUGCAAAGGACAAAGAGCUAUUCGACGCAGUAAGAGCUUGUGACACAUUUGAAGGUGCUUUGUGUGAUGUAAUUGUUGACCAUGGAUACACUGGCAUCAUUGAUCAUGACCACAAAGAGGAUGUCAUUGGAACAAUGCAACUAAGCAUUAUGACCAAGCGUUUGCUGUACAUGAAAGAAUUUUGUGAAGGUCUGAAGCUGUAUGGUGCAUAUGAUGUCAUUAGGGGCAAUGCUUCUUUAUGCAAGCCUCUUUUUGUGAAAGGUUCAAAUCAGGUGGUAGAUGCCAAUUAUGUCUUUUCGCUUGUCAAUCCAAGCUACUCGGAACAGGGCUCGUCAAAACGACCACUUGAAGAGGCAGUCAUUGACAACCUACAAGAUUUUCUGAUGUCAUUGGAAGAUGAACAAAUAACUGGCUAUUCCGAGCCAGUAGCAUGGAAGGACUUCAAUGACACGAACACUGAAAGUAGCGAAGUGGAGCGAUUUCAGUCCAUGGACACCACACCAUCUGGUGUAUUGGGGUGGCUGACAGGCCAAAAGCACCGCCCCUUAAAUGGAGAGCCGCUGAAUGUCACUGCCCUCUUCGACCAUGAUUGCUUCACAAGAAAUCCUAAUCACACAAUCUGCUUUCCCCGUGUGGCAGCCUGCAGCAAGGAAAUCACAUUUCCAGUCUCCCACAUGAAAACCCCAGAACAGUUUAAACAUGUCUUACUACUUGCCAUGUGCAAAGGAAAUGCAUUUGGAAAUGCAUAG
Molecule: messenger RNA, 4383 nt
Organism: Porites evermanni
Lineage: Eukaryota; Metazoa; Cnidaria; Anthozoa; Scleractinia; Poritidae
Source: the annotation of a GenBank genome assembly